AAAAGGGAACGUCAAAAUAAGGAUUUUUAGUUUUCGUAUUAGCAACGUUUUCCACAAUUUGUUUAAUAAAUUAUAAUUAAACUUUUAUAAAAAUGGAUGUGCGUCCAAAUCAAACAAUUUAUAUUAACAAUCUAAAUGAAAAGAUUAAGAAGGAAGAACUGAAAAAAUCACUGUACGCCAUUUUUUCACAAUUUGGACAAAUACUAGAUAUAGUGGCGCUAAAAACGCUAAAAAUGCGUGGUCAGGCGUUUGUAAUUUUUAAAGAAAUCGGAAGUGCGUCGAAUGCACUACGAACAAUGCAGGGAUUUCCAUUUUAUGACAAACCAAUGCGCAUCGCUUAUUCCAAGACAGACAGUGAUAUAGUGGCCAAAAUAAAAGGUACAUUCAAAGAGCGUCCAAAGAAGGUUAAACCACCAAAGCCGGCACAAGCCACAGAGGAUAAAAAGGAUAAAAAGAAGAAGGCGGCAAAUGCAGAAAAUACGAAUCCUAAUACACAAACUGAACAACCACCCAAUCAAAUUCUUUUCCUCACCAAUUUGCCAGAGGAAACAAAUGAAAUGAUGCUUUCUAUGUUAUUCAAUCAAUUCCCUGGCUUCAAAGAGGUGCGUUUGGUUCCAAAUCGUCACGAUAUUGCCUUCGUCGAAUUUGCCACCGAAUUACAAAGUAACGCUGCCAAAGAGGCGCUGCAAGGUUUCAAAAUAACACCUUCACAUGCUAUGAAGAUCACAUUUGCCAAAAAGUGAAAAUCCGAUCACAAGCAUGAGGGUAUCUUUACGAUCUAUAUAUUUAAAUUUAAUAUAGCACUAGUGUUCUUUAUGGCUACCCUCACAUGUUGUGCUCGGUUAUGUGCAAAAAUUUUGUUUAUAUUUAGAAUUUAAUAUGAUGAAACAAUAAAUCUGAACAAACAUAACAGUUAAAUAAUGAAUUGAUUAAAGUUAUCCUCAAUAUCCCUUUGAAUACAUAUUUCAAUAUGCUUUUAUAAAUUAUAAUAGUACAUAGCUAGCACAAUGACAUGUGAGGGUGAAUCUUCUGAUAAUCUGAAGUUACAUAGUACAUUGAAGUGUACCAUAUUUCUUCUGGAAAUUAAGUAAAUGCCAAUUUGGCAGUGGAAUGUGUAAAAA
Messenger RNA from Bactrocera tryoni, 1121 nucleotides. RefSeq names its product U1 small nuclear ribonucleoprotein A (gene snf). Gene Ontology annotation, biological process: mRNA splicing, via spliceosome. Lineage: Eukaryota; Metazoa; Arthropoda; Insecta; Diptera; Tephritidae. The record is from RefSeq and is a predicted model, not a curated record. Gene Ontology annotation, molecular function: U1 snRNA binding. Gene Ontology annotation, cellular component: U1 snRNP. The coding region runs from base 93 to 743 and encodes 216 amino acids. The transcript has 2 exons.